AUGGAAUCUAGGAGAAGGGGAUGGAAUCUGGGAGAAGGGGAUGGAAUCAGGGAGAAGGGGAAGGAAUCUGGGAGAAGGGGAUGGAAUCUAGGAGAAGGGGAUGGAAUCUGGGAGAAGGGGAUGGAAUCUGGGAGAAGGGGAUGGAAUCUGGGAGAAGGGGAUGGAAUCUGGGAGAAGGGGAUGGAAUCUGGGAGAAGGGGAUGGAAUCUAGGAGAAGGGGAUGGAAUCUGGGAGAAGGGGAUGGAAUCUGGGAGAAGGGGUUGGAAUCUGGGAGAAGGGGAUGAGAAGGGGAUGGAAUAUGGGAGAAGGGGAUGGAAUCUGGGAGAGGGGAUUGAAUCUGGGAGAAGGGGAUGGAAUCUGGGAGAAGGGGAUGGAAUCUGGGAGAAGGGGAUGAAAUCUGGGAGAAGGGGUUGGAAUCCGGGAGAAGGGGAUGGAAUCUGGGAGAAGGGGAUGGAAUCUGAGAGAAGGGGAUGGAAUAUGGGAGAAGGGGAUGGAAUCUGGUUGAAGGGGAUGGAAUCUGGGAGAAGGGGAUGGAAUCUGGGAGAAGGGGAUGGAAUCUGGGAGAAGGGGAUGGAAUCUGGAAGAAGGGGAUGGAAUAUGGGAGAAGGGGAUGAAAUCUGGAAGAAGGGGAUGGAAUCUGGGAGAAGGGGAUGGAAUCUGGGAGAAGGGGAUGGAAUCAGGGAGAAGGGGAUAGAAUUAGGGAGAAGGGGAUGGAAUCUGGGAGAAGGGGAUGGAAUCAGGGAGAAGGGGAUGGAAUCAGGGAGAAGGGGAUGGAAUCUGGGAGAAGGGAUGGAAUCUGGGAGAAGGGGAUGGAAUCUGGGAGAAGGGGAUGGAAUCUGGGAGAAGGGGAUGGAAUCUGGGGGAAGGGGAUGGAAUCUGGGAGAAAGGGAUGGAAUCUGGGAGAAGGGUAUGGAAUCUGGGAGAAGGGGAUGGAAUCAGGGAGAAGGGGAUGGAAUCAGGAAGAAGGGGAUGGAAUCAGGGAGAAGGGGAAGGAAUCUAGGAGAAGGGGAUGGAAUCUGGGAGAAGGGGAUGGAAUCUGGGAGAAGGGGAUGGAAUCUGGGAGAAGGGGAUGUUAUCUGGGAGAAGGGGAUGGAAUCUAGGAGAAGGGGAUGGAAUCUAGGAGAAGGGGAUGGAAUCUGGGAGAAGGGGAUGGAAUCUGGGAGAAGGGGAUGGAAUCUGGGAGAAGGGGAUGGAAUCUAG
This is a messenger RNA of Closterium sp. NIES-65, 1200 nucleotides long. Lineage: Eukaryota; Viridiplantae; Streptophyta; Zygnematophyceae; Desmidiales; Closteriaceae. The record is from the annotation of a GenBank genome assembly.